AUGAAAUCUCUUUCUUCAUGGGCUGCUCUAUUGAGCUUUGCUUUACUUGGAUUUGAAGUGAUUCCUUCUUUUGCCGGUAAAAUACAAAGCGAUCAAGCAAAAGCUGAUCCAAGCCGUCGUGCUGCUGUAAAGCAAGCCUUUCAAAGUGCUUUUGGAGAUUAUUUAGAGUACGCUUAUGGCUAUGAUGAAUUAUUACCAUUAACCAAAAAUGGAACGGGAGGAUUUGGUAAUUGGGGUGCAACUUUUAUCGAUGCUUUAGAUACGGCAAAGAUUAUGGGAUUAGAAGAUAUCGUUAAUGAAGGAAUUCGAUUCGCAGAAAAAGUUGACUUUUCCCAAACUUCACAAUCAACAAUUUCACUUUUUGAAACAAAUAUUCGUUAUGUUGCUUCUCUUUUGAGCUUAUACGAAUUAACUGGAAAUACCAAUCAAAAUUUAGUCAAUCAAGCAAAAGUGAUUGGUGAUAAACUCUUGAAAGGAUGGUCCGGUAACAAUAACAUUCCAGAUAAUUCUUUGAACGAUUGGACGAGUGGACCUUUUCCAGACACUUCGGUUAACGCAAACAUCGCUGAAGCAGGUACUCUUUUACUGGAAUUCAGCAGAUUAUCAAAAUUCACAGGUAAUUCAUCAUACCUCGAUCAUGCGGUUCGCAGUAUGAGAGCCAUUAUCAAUUCUACUGCCGUCUUUCCUGGCCUUUACGCUCAAUCGAUCAAUCCAACAACCGCGGAACCUGUUGGUGAUUAUGUUACUUGGUCAGGUGGUAGUGACUCAUUUUUCGAAUAUCUUGUAAAGUACGGUCAAUUGAUCGGCUCCACUGAUAUUUAUAUUCCCACUUGGAUCAACAGCGUCAAGAGUAGCAUUCAGCAUUUGAUUACAAUGCCCGGUGAUACUUCUGCAAAUGUUACAAUCCUUUCGGAUUAUAGUGCGAGUAAUGGUGGUCUCAUUCCACAAUUCACUCAUUUGGGUUGCUUUGCGGGUGGAAAUUGGAUAUUAGGUGGAAAGUUACUCGAUAGCAAUGAAAUCUUCCAAUACGGUCUCGAUCUUGCAAAUGCAUGCGUAAACACAUAUACUUCUUCUGUAACGGGAAUUGGUCCGGAAGUCUUUGUGUUCAAAACUGACAAUGGCGGCACAAAUGGUGUAACGAUUUCAAACGAAACGUUUUAUAAAGAGCAUGGAUUUGAUUAUGCGGUCCCGACUUAUUAUUUGCGACCAGAAGUAUUAGAAAGUGUAUUUUACGCUUAUCGAUCAACAGGUGAUAAACGUUGGCAAGAUUUAGCUUGGACCGCUUUCAAUUCGAUCAUAAAGUAUUGCAAAGCACCAGCAGCUUUAGCGUCCAUCUCGCAAGUCAACAAUACCCAAACAACGCAAAUCAAUGAUAGUGAAAGCUUUCUCUAUGCUGAAUUAUUCAAGUACUUGUUCUUGAUCUUUGAUGAUCCUAAUGUUAUCUCUUUGGAUACUUACGUUUUCAAUACUGAAGCUCAUCCUUUCAAAGUGGAAAAUCCUAAUGCCGAUUAUAGUGGCGCACCUGUUGGCACAAUUCCAUCGCCAGGACAAGGACAAGAUCAAGGUAGAACUCUUUCACCAUCUUCAACUCAAAGAACAUCAGCUCCUAGACCCUUGACAUCAGGUUUAUCAUCUUUCUCUUUUAUGAAAUCGUUGACUUUCCAGAAGGAAAAGUGAGGAGGAAUGUCCAGUUUAUAUCUUUUUGUAUGUGCUAUUCUCUUCAAUACGUUGUCCAUUCAUCCAUACCUCACAUCAUAAACACUUUCUUUGAGUCCUUGGCGCCUGGCCUGUUUGUUAUAUUUUGCGCACACGCAUUUGUGUGGCACGUUGCGCGUAUUAAAC
This is a messenger RNA of Meira miltonrushii, 1842 nucleotides long. Its product is annotated as seven-hairpin glycosidase. Gene Ontology annotation, molecular function: calcium ion binding; mannosyl-oligosaccharide 1,2-alpha-mannosidase activity. The transcript has a single exon. Gene Ontology annotation, cellular component: Golgi membrane; endoplasmic reticulum. Lineage: Eukaryota; Fungi; Basidiomycota; Exobasidiomycetes; Exobasidiales; Brachybasidiaceae. The record is from RefSeq and is a predicted model, not a curated record. The coding region runs from base 1 to 1677 and encodes 558 amino acids. Gene Ontology annotation, biological process: N-glycan processing; carbohydrate metabolic process.